Messenger RNA from Amblyraja radiata (thorny skate), 2700 nucleotides. Its product is annotated as zinc finger protein 850-like. Gene Ontology annotation, biological process: regulation of transcription by RNA polymerase II. Gene Ontology annotation, molecular function: DNA-binding transcription factor activity, RNA polymerase II-specific; RNA polymerase II cis-regulatory region sequence-specific DNA binding. NCBI's taxonomy places the organism in Eukaryota, Metazoa, Chordata, Chondrichthyes, Rajiformes, Rajidae. The transcript has 6 exons. The record is from RefSeq and is a predicted model, not a curated record. The annotation marks the transcript as partial. Gene Ontology annotation, cellular component: chromatin; PcG protein complex; transcription regulator complex.
AUGACGUCGCGCACAUCCCCGGCUCGUUGCAAGAUGGAGCCGAUCCGCACUGGACGGAGCUUUUGCUGUGGACGGAGUGACGAGGACCAGAAGCCGUGUCUGCUGGAGAUCCACCGGCGGGUGCACACGGGAGAACGCCCCUUCGACUGCUCGGAGUGCGGCAAGAGCUUCACCAGCUCCAAUAUCCUGGUACAGCACAACUUCGUGCACUCCAGCGAGAGGCCAUUCACCUGCUCCGAAUGCGGCAAGAGCUUCAAGAUGGCGAAUCAGCUGAAGAAGCACUGGCAGAUGCACACGGGUGAGAAGCCCUAUUGCUGCUCCACCUGCGGCAAGAGCUUUUCCCAGUCAUCGGCGUUGUGGAGGCACAAGCGGGUGCACAGCAGUGAGCGGCCCUUCACCUGCUCCAACUGCGGCAAAGGCUUCAAGUUGUCCAAGCAACUGAAGAUGCACAGGCGCCUGCACACUGGAGAGCGGCCCUACACCUGCGCCCUGUGCGGCAAGGGCUUCACCCAGUCCCAUAACCUGCUGGUGCACCAGCACACCCACUCCGGCGAGCGUCCGUACACCUGCGCCCAGUGUGGCAAGGGCUUCACCCAGUCUAGUAACCUGCUGUCCCACCAGCGGGUGCACACCGGGGAGCGCCCCUUCAUCUGCGACCAGUGCGGCAAGGGCUUCACCUGUUCCAGCAACCUGCUGUCCCACCAGCGCACCCACACCGGCGAGCGCCCCUACACCUGUGCCCAGUGCGGCAAGGGCUUCAUCCAGUCUGGUCACCUGCUGUCCCACCAGCGCACCCACACCGGCGAGCGUCCCUACACCUGCGCCCAGUGCGGCAAGGGCUUCACCAAGUCUAGCCACCUGCUGGUGCACCAGCGCACCCACACCGGCAAGCGCCCCUUCACCUGCGACCAGUGCGGCAAGGGCUUCACCUGUUCCAGCAACCUGCUGUCCCACCAGCGCACCCACACCGGCGAGCGCCCCUACACCUGCUCCCAGUGCGGCAAGGGCUUCACCAGUUCCAGCAACCUGCUGUCCCACCAGCGCACCCACACUGGCGAGCGGCCCUACACCUGCGCCCAGUGCGGCAAGGGCUUCACCCGCUCCUCCCAUCUGCUGUCCCACCAGCGGGUGCACGCUGGCGACCGUCCCUACAGGUGCGACGUAUGUGGCAAGGCCUGGCAGAGCCCGAGCAAGCUGGAGGCCCACCGGCUGGUGCACACGGGAGAACGCCCCUUCAACUGCAGAGAGUGCGGCAAGAGCUUCAAGAGGGCGGAUGUGCUGAAGGCCCACCAGCGGGUGCACACGGGCGAGAAGCCCUAUGGCUGCUCCACAUGCGGCGAGAGCUUUACCCAGUUGUCGGGGCUGCGGGAGCACCAGCGGGUGCACAGCAGUGAGCGGCCCUUCACCUGCUCCGACUGCGGCAAAGGCUUCAAGUCAUCCAAGGAUCUGAAGGUGCAUAGGCGCGUGCACACCGGGGAGCGCCCCUACACAUGCAGCGACUGUGGGAAGGGCUUCACCCAGUCCAGCGGCCUACUGGCGCACCAGCGCACCCACACCGGCGAGCUCCCCUACACCUGCGCCCAGUGCGGCAAGGGCUUCACCCACUCCAGCAACUUCCUGAGGCACCAGCGCACCCACACCGGCGAGUGUCCCUACACCUGCGCCCAGUGUGGCAAGGGAUUCACCCAGUCUAGUCACCUGCUGGUGCACCAGCGCACCCACACCGGGGAGCGCCCCUUCACCUGCGCCCAGUGCGGCAAGGGCUUCACCCGAUCUGACCGGCUGCUGGAGCACCAGCGCACCCACACUGGCGAGCGUCCCUACACCUGUGCCCAGUGUGGCAAGGGCUUCACCCAGUCCAGCAACCUGCUGCAACACCAGCGUACCCACGCCGGCGAGCAUACCUACACCUGCACCCAGUGCGGCAAGGGCUUCACCCGCUCCUCCAAGCUGCUGUCCCACCAGCGGGUGCACGCCGGAGAACGCCCCUUCAACUGCUCGGACUGUGGCAAGAGCUUCAAGACGGCGAUGGUCCUGGAGACCCACCGGCGGGUGCACACGGGCGAGAAGCCCUACACCUGCACCGACUGCGGCAAGGGCUUCACCCACUCCAGCAGCCUGCUGAAGCACCAGCGCACCCACACCGGCGAGCGCCCCUACACCUGUGCCCAGUGCGGCAAGGGCUUCACCCGCUCUGACUCUCUGCAGAAGCACCAGCGCACCCACACUGGCGAGCGCCCCUACACCUGUGCCCAGUGCGGCAAGGGCUUCAUCCACUCCAGCAGCCUGCUGAAGCACCAGCGCACCCACACCGGUGAGCGCCCCUACACCUGUGCCCAGCGCGGCAAGGGCUUCACCUGCUCCUCCAACCUGCUGAUGCACAAGCGCACCCACACCGGCGAGCGCCCCUACACCUGUGCCCAGUGCAGCAAGGGCUUCACCUGCUCCUUCAGCCUGCUGAUGCACAAGCGCACCCACACCGGUGAGCGCCACUACACCUGUGCCCAGUGCGGCAAGGACUUCACCCGCUCUGACUCUCUGCAGAAGCACCAGCGCACCCACACCGGCGAGCGCCCCUACACCUGUGCCCAGUGCGGCAAGGGCUUCACCUGCUCCUCCAACCUGCUGAUGCACAAGCGCACCCACACCGGCGAGCGCCCCUACACCUGUGCCCAGUGCGGCAAGGGCUUCAUCCACUCC